Brugia malayi is the source of this 1155-nucleotide messenger RNA. RefSeq names its product Bromodomain associated family protein (gene Bma-taf-8). The record is from RefSeq and is a predicted model, not a curated record. Gene Ontology annotation, biological process: transcription initiation at RNA polymerase II promoter. Lineage: Eukaryota; Metazoa; Nematoda; Chromadorea; Rhabditida; Onchocercidae. The transcript is spliced from 2 exons. Gene Ontology annotation, cellular component: transcription factor TFIID complex. The coding region runs from base 1 to 1155 and encodes 384 amino acids. Gene Ontology annotation, molecular function: protein heterodimerization activity.
AUGUUCCCAGCAAAUAAGCCUUUGCCACCGCCACCUCUACCUGAAAAAUCAUUCUGGAAGAACAAGAGUAAUACAAAUGAAGCUUCAGCGCCAGCAACAGCAAGUCAUCUUCAAUCGCCGUCAGCCACAGUAAUGCAUUCUCUGCCAUCAACAAGUUAUUCGCCAACAGUAGCUGAUUACGUGUAUCGACGUGUAUUACGUCAAGCGGUUGCUGCUAUCUGUAAACAGGCCGGUUUCGAAACGAUUGAAGCUGAUGUUCUCGAAUUACUCACCCAUAUGAUUAAUUCAUAUAUCAAUGAACUGGCCGUUACCACACGUCAAAUGACCGAACAUGCUGGUCGUACUAUUUCAACACCAUCAGAUACAAUUAUGGCAUUAGUAGAUUUAGGUACUGCAGUUUCUAGCUUGCCAGCAUUUCUGAAAGAAGCAACCUCUAAAGGUUCUUUGGUGAUAGCACCACCACGUGUACAGCAAGCAUCGCAUCCCCAGCAGCAACUUCGUGUCGGUAGCUCACGUCCACGUCCACCGCAUAUUCCGGAUUGGUUACCUCCUUUUCCUGAUCCACAUACUUAUGUACGUACUGAUAUAUCUGGGGAGCCAGAACCUUCAUACGAAAAAGCACGUGAAGGCUUGGCUUUGUUGUAUCGAAAUACCGUUACGUCACUGAAAGAUUUCGUUCUACGUACCCAUCCGUCUAUUUCUCUCUUCGAUCUUCAUAAACAGCGUAUUCUAAAAAAGAUUGCUGCUGCUGCUGCAGAACGUAUCCGUCGACAGCAAGCUCAAAUGAUGGCAUCCGUGGAAGAAGAUGAAAAAAAAACAAUGACGAAUGGAGCAGCAACAAUAACACAUGAUGCUGAGCAAUUAAAAACUACGGAUCCGGAAUUUCCUGUUGAUAUUUCCGAAAAAUUUUUCUUUGAGGAAGACAGCGAAGAAGAAAUAGGUCUGCUGCAAGCUGAAGUGCCGACUUUUGGAGAAAUUAUUGAACCAAAAGCAACAAAUGAGUCAUACUUAGAUCCUCUUUUAUUUGAUUUGCAAAAUGAAUUAGUAACUGGGAUAAGAACCAAGUUACAAGAAGAUACUGGAUUAGAUGGGAAUCCGUUCUUGCGUUCACCGAAAAUGCCCUCGAUACAUGACGAUGAUCCGAUGCAUGAGUGA